AAUUGCUGGUUGGUAGCCAUGUCUUUUCAAGUUGUGGCUCCAUCUGUGUUUUGCAGAGAAACUACCCGCACGUCUUCUCUUUCAUUUGUGUAAAUAUGGCGGUUGGAAAGAAUAAGGGACUGUCGAAAGGAGGCAAAAAGGGUGUUAAAAAGAAGAUUGUCGAUCCCUUCACCCGCAAGGACUGGUACGAUGUCAAGGCGCCGACUAUGUUCGCGACCCGCCAGAUCGGCAAGACUCUGGUUAACCGCACACAGGGAACGAAGAUCGCCUCCGAAGGUCUGAAAAAUCGUGUCUUUGAAGUGUCGCUCGCCGACUUACAGAACGACAACGACGCCGAGAGAUCAUUCCGUAAAUUUAAGCUGGUCGCCGAGGACGUACAAGGUAACACCGUCCUUACCAAUUUCCACGGUAUGGAUUUGACCACCGACAAGUUACGUUCCAUGGUUAAAAAGUGGCAGACGUUGAUCGAGGCGUCGGCCGAUGUUAAAACGACUGACAACUAUUUACUUAGGGUGUUCUGCAUCGGUUUUACGAAUAAGGAUCAAUUGUCCCAGAAGAAAACUUGCUACGCUCAGCAUACUCAGGUUCGUCAAAUUAGGAAGAAGAUGAUUGAGAUCAUCACCCGCGAUAUUACCGGAAGUGAAUUGAAGGAGGUCGUCAACAAGUUGUUGCCAGAUUCUAUCGCUAAGGAUAUUGAAAAGGCGUGUCAGGGAAUUUAUCCGUUACACGACGUUUACAUUCGCAAGGUGAAAGUAUUGAAGAAGCCCAGGUUUGAAUUGUCAAAGCUGCUCGAGUUACACGGCGAGGGAGGCAAGACGUCGUCUUCUGAACCGGCGGAAGUUGGAAGUAAAGUAGAUCGACCUGAAGGUUAUGAACCACCUGUACAGGAGUCCGUGUAAUUUAUAGAACUAAUAAAAUAUUUCUAUGUUUU
Messenger RNA from Photinus pyralis (common eastern firefly), 931 nucleotides. It is a transcript of the gene RpS3A, whose product is annotated as 40S ribosomal protein S3a. Gene Ontology annotation, cellular component: ribosome; cytosol. The transcript has 4 exons. Gene Ontology annotation, biological process: translation. The coding region runs from base 96 to 899 and encodes 267 amino acids. Gene Ontology annotation, molecular function: structural constituent of ribosome. The record is from RefSeq and is a predicted model, not a curated record. NCBI's taxonomy places the organism in Eukaryota, Metazoa, Arthropoda, Insecta, Coleoptera, Lampyridae.